This is a messenger RNA of Trichosporon asahii var. asahii CBS 2479, 1263 nucleotides long. RefSeq lists its product as uncharacterized. The record is from RefSeq and is a predicted model, not a curated record. NCBI's taxonomy places the organism in Eukaryota, Fungi, Basidiomycota, Tremellomycetes, Trichosporonales, Trichosporonaceae. The transcript has a single exon. The coding region runs from base 1 to 1263 and encodes 420 amino acids.
AUGGAAUUCCGAUCGUCAUCAAUCGCAGUCAAGGAUGGACCCUUCCUUGCACCAAAGCUCCCAGUGGAGCUGUGGGGCUUGGUGUGCGACAAACUGGGGCGUGAAGACCUCGCCCAACUGCGCGGCGUGUCCAAGUUCUUCCUUUCAUUCACACGCCCGUUCUUCUACCGCUUUGGCACCUUCUCACGGCUCGGAGUGCACUUUCCGCACGCCCCGACCCCGUAUCCAAGUUUGGAUCUGCCGGAGCUGGGCAACGCAGGGCUCUACGGCGAAGAGCGGAGACGCUUGCUGGAAGGUAUCCGGCGCCUCGAACUCAAGAAGCACACGACGCACGAUUGCAGUGCAUUCUAUGGAAUGGGUUGCCAGUGGUUAAUAAGGAAUAUCAAAGUCGACGUGCUCUAUAUUGAGCUGCAUAAGUGUCUCCUUCACGAAGACUUUGAGGGCACGCUUCCAGGUGCUUUCACCCACGACGACCACGAAGGAUUUUGUCAAGAGCCUGUCUCGGUGACGCGUGCACGGAACGAUCCGCACCCGCGGCCGGAUUGCCGUACUGUUUGCCACAUGCUCAGGAGCGAAGGAUAUGGGGCUCUGGGCGUACGUCCGCGCAAGGUUGUCAUCCGCAAUGCGCCAGUGCGAUGGAACGAGCCAGACCAACCUGAGCGCGAUAGGUUCCGUCGGUGGCCCAGCGGCGAGGAGUUCACCGUCGUGCUCGACUCGGCGGACCGGUGGCACUGGUACGACUACGAAAAUGACGACUUGCCUCGACACUACGACUGUCGUCUUGUGCCGAGUUGGGGCUUCCGACCCAAACCGGCCGCCACGGCAGAAAAGCUCACAGUCGUGUUCUGGCAGCCGCUGACCGACGCCGAGCUCCCGUGGCUGCCGCCUUGCGGGCACUUCUUUGGUACCUGCGACGCCCGCUCCCGCACGCAGUCCAAGUGCCGCGCCAUCUUCAAGAUUCUCGUCGGGAUAGCUGGCGUGCUGGCGGGCUCGAGGAUCCGACAUGUCACCAUCGUCGGUGCGGAGAGGAUCGGCGCACUGCGAUACGGCAACCUCCUCAGCCAUAAGACCGACCCGGACCUCGUCUGCAUCCCUCUCCAUGACAUCCAGAGCUUCAUGGUAGAGGCCAUUGAAACCACGUGCCGCAAGUUCAAUCUUCCGCAAUGGACGGGCAAGAUCGACUAUGUCACCUUCGCAGACUGGGUGAAGAAGGAUGAUUGGGAGGACGUCUUCAAGCGGAGAGAGGUCAGGCCGUGGCUUUGA